Pomacea canaliculata is the source of this 4481-nucleotide messenger RNA. RefSeq lists its product as uncharacterized. Lineage: Eukaryota; Metazoa; Mollusca; Gastropoda; Architaenioglossa; Ampullariidae. Gene Ontology annotation, molecular function: RNA polymerase II cis-regulatory region sequence-specific DNA binding; protein binding; DNA-binding transcription factor activity, RNA polymerase II-specific. The transcript is spliced from 12 exons. Bases 1144 to 2808 code for a protein of 554 amino acids. The record is from RefSeq and is a predicted model, not a curated record. Gene Ontology annotation, biological process: immune system process; regulation of transcription by RNA polymerase II. Gene Ontology annotation, cellular component: nucleus.
CACAACAGGCCGGGUGGGCAAAGUGCGGCCCUUCUGCCAAAACGUGAAGUGUACUAGCUAGUUUUCUUUUCUUUUAGCCUUUAGGUUUAUUUGAUUGGAAUUAAAUUUAUUAUAUACGACUUUUUAGAAAUCGGCAGUCGGUAUAAUUCUAACACAGACAGUAUAAAGAUAACAAUUACACGGCUGCCACGUCUAAUGCAGUGGUUAGGGCGCGGCUGCCUUCAAAAGAAAAUUGGUUUUAAAGUUUUAUUGUGAGCGAAUUCAAACAUAUAAUUCACUUGACAAAUUAGUGAACGAACGCCAACAAUAUAUGUACUCAUUUGUUGUCCAUUGCAUUAUCACUUUAAUUGUAGGUUUGUUGGCCCAGAUUUUUUUUUAUUUUACCGGCCCGCCGCAUAGCUUAGAAUUUUAAGACCGACCCGCAAAAAAAAAAAAAAAAAAAAAAAAUUGCCCACCCCUGGUCCAGAUGCUAGAGUUUUAGACCAAAUGGAAAUUACGAGAUCGAGGGAUCAGGUGCAUGCUGGGGUCGAUUUUCUUGUCUGCGUGUGUGUACGUGAGUGUAAAAUCCAUGUGUGGAUGGAUCAGCUGCCAGUUUUGGAAUCUUAUUUGUAACUGCUGGUUAUUGCGACACAUUUCAUCAGUCAUCUGACGUGUAUUCUUUUAACAGACAUCAGUCUCACAAUCCUGUGGUGCGCACCCUCCUCUAGAACUCAACAGCGCAUGCGCAGGGAACAGCUUUGCAUUACCCCCACUGCGGGGAAUCCCCUUGAUGCACUCAUGCUACGUGGUUAGUGUACUUUCUGUUUUGUCGAAACCAACCGGAAGGAAAACCCAGGCAAGCAGUACGCAAUUUUGUCGACUUUUAUUUUCUCUUUAGCAGCAUAACAUGACGUGUUGUGGUCAGCGCCACGAAAAGCAUGAGUAGAGUGGACGUAUAAAGAAAACACCACCCGAGUAUAAGCCUCACUGAGGGAAAUAAAAGUGGCGGCAAAGUUCUCAGCUCUGAUCACAUAUGCGACCGAAAUUCACAUCCCUGUAUUCGAACAAAUUUGCAAAACUGCUGGAGUCGAAAUUAAGGAGAGGUCAGUCGCAUUAGAAUUGCCAAAACAGCUAUAAGUGUGUUCAGCAAGUUAAGAAGUAAUUAUGUCGGAGACCAACGCAAAAAACGACGAAAAUUGUUCUGAAACAGUUUUGCCAGAUUCAACAAGCGCUGAACCAGACUUGAGUGAAGAUGGAGGGUGUAAAAAGAAGAAAGAGACACUUGGACCAUGGCUCUGGGCAAAAGUCCAAGGUGGUCUUUUCCCAGGACUAAGGUGGCUUGACUUUGACAAGCAAAUUUUCAGUAUUCCAUGGCGCCAUGGCAAGAACUCUGACUGGAGUGAACAAGAUACACUCAUCUUUAAGGAAUGGGAAAAGCAUAAAGGUCGAUACAAAGAGUUUAGAGACACACCUGAUUAUGCGGCUUGGAAAACACGAUUCAGGUGUGCACUAAACAGGGUAAAGGAUAUCGAGCCAGUCAAAGAGAUGGACUGUGAGAAUGGACCAAACCCAUUCCGUGCCUUCCAGUUUGUUCACAGAGCAGACUGUAGCUCCCAGAGUCCACCCAAUGCAGAAAUUGCCACCCAUGACAUCUCAGACAGAAAAGAAUAUUGCUCGUCAAUGCUGCCUGCUGUUGUGCGAGGAAUGGAGGAUGUUAAAAUUGGAGAGGGAAGAGGCCAGAUGUAUGGGUCAAACAACAGAAUAGGAGAUUAUCGAUCUGGUUUGAUUGAACUCCAAGCUGACCUGGUGUGUACUCCUACUGUUGUACCAGAUUUGUCCUGCAUUGAUAAAAAAGAUUUGGUUGAAGGCUUUGAUCUUCCACCUCUUUCAGACAUUUCCAUUGAUAAGAGCAUCAACAGCAUUGAGAUGACAGAGACUCGUGGAACAAGAGCUACCACAGAGCAUGGAGACCUUCUUGACAUUGACAGAAAGGACCUGGUCAGAUUCGACCCUGAUCUUUCUCUCUCGAAGAUCUCCUUUGACCAAAACAUUAGCAGCCUAAAUAUGACAAGUACCUCCUCAAUGGGCAUUGAAGCAACUGCAGUUCCAUUAGGGACACAAACUCAACAAGGGCUUCAGUGCAAUGGUCAAGAAAUGAAGGUGACUGUUCGGUUUUUUGAAAAGCCAGUAUUACAAGUUCAAGUGACCAGCAAGAGUGGCUGCUAUCUUUAUUACAAGCAGCCAUCUAUGAGUAGAUUUCAGCCAUCACUUGACUGGUGUCAGGGAGAUGGAAGCGCAAAAGUGGAGCAGAUUCUUAUUCCAUUUACACCGGGCAUGCAGCCUGAGCAACAAGACAAGCACAUGAUCAGCUUGCUUGGCAACAUGGAACAAGGCUUCCAUAUUUUUUCCAAAGAUGGUGACUUGUAUGUCCAGCGGAUGUGCAAGACAAGGAUUUAUGCUGGCUUGCCUGGUCAGACAGGGGAAGCUGUGAUGAUCGAGCGGCAGAAUAACGCCUUUAAAAUCUUUGACUUUCACGGUUAUUUCUUUCCUGCACUUGAGCAGUACAAAAUGCAGAGAGGUCCAAGGCCAUCACCAAAUGUAAUUCUUGCACUAGGGCAGAAUUUCAACACAGAGAGUGAGAUCUACAAAAAGCUCUUCAUUACCAUAACAGUUGGUCAUGUCUUUGCAGAUCAGUUAUUAAGGCAGCUCUCAAGCAUCUUGCCAGCAGCAAACGACACCUGCGAUGAAUCAAUGCACAUAUCUUCCUCUGACAACUUUGACCAGAUCUUGAGUGAAUGGCCCAUUGAACAAGCAGUCUAUGAGCAGUGAAAAGAAGUGAGCAAUGUGAAGGUUCUUCCUGCAUCAUAACUUUAUUUUCAAAGGAAAUUUCAAAGUUCUUCAGGCACAUUUUGACUGCAUUGUUUCAUCUGAAAAAAUUAUAUGAGACUGGCGACUGUUGUGCACUAUGUGUUAUAUAUUUCCCUAUAUACUGAUUCCUAACUGCAGAAUGAAGUAUUUUUGCUUUAAAGGGUUUUUGUUUUGUUCCUUAUAUUCCAAGCCAUGAUUCUGAGGUCUAUAGUAAAAAUGGGUCAGUUUGAGAAGUAAUAGUGCAUGUUUCAUUUUAUUUUUGAUGUUUUAAAGCAGAGAAAAGAUGCUGGAACUAUUUCAUCAUAUUUUUCAAAAAUACAUGCAGAGUAUAUUUCUGAAUUACAAAUUUAAGAAAUAAUAGCAUUCUUAAUUUUUCGAUUUGUCAAUCUGGACUGUGUUAUUUUACAAUUUUCAUAUGAAGUUUUACCACUUCCAUCUAUUGUUAUCACAAACUGUGAUACAUGCAUUGCAUUUUUAGUUUAUUUUUCUGUGACGUACUUACACGUACGUAAUGAUAGGGAAGUUGUGAAAAAAUUAUCAGGUGCUUAAAAAGAGUUUACAUUUAUUCUUUACAGGUGUGCUUUUUAGGCUUUAAUUCAAAGCCUACAUCUGUGUGAUUUUAAAGUGGGGGGUUUAAUUUCAUAUAGAUAUACACAGGUUUAAAUGCAUCAGUUUAAAAUACAUGUCAUCAGUAUCAAAAGUAUUAUGGUGUUUCACCGUGCAGUUAUGUAAGCAACAGAAUGUGGAUCUCACAUUGCAAUAAUAAUGGAAUUCAGAUUUAGUUAUGUGAAUGUAUUGUUACCUUUACAAUAUAUAUAUAUUUUUUUUAAUGUGGUGUGUGCACCAUUCUUGUACGAUACCCCUCCACACGCUGGCUGUCAUUGUGAUGUGACCUUUCUAAUUACAGUCCAUAUACGUGUUGUGCUGCGACUUCAAAAUGGAUUAUUUAUACUUAACUCUCAUACCCAGAAUAGAUGCAGAUAUAUGCAAGUGAGCAGUGAAAUCCCACAAUACUGAUUGUGAGUGGGAGACAAUUACCCUGUGCCAAGAGUGACAUUAAAGGCCAUAUUUAUCUUUGGUGAAAUUUCAAGCCUAAAUGAAUAUAUACAAGUUAUGUUUGUAUGGGAUUAUUUAAAGAUAGUAAUAAUCAUCAUUGGUGGCCUACCCUUUAAUUGGGUGGGAAAGAGUUAAUUUAUUUGUUAAUUGUUGUAUCUUAAAAGAAAACCCACUGACAGAUCGUUUGUCUUAUGUUGAACGAAUGGUGUAACUGCCACAAGCCUGAGUAGUGAAGUAAGGACUAUUACAUUGCUUUGCUUGUCCCAAGGAUUUUUUUUAAAAAUGUUUUCCUUACCAAUGACUACCCCUUCUUGGAUUAAACUGGGGCAAAGCUGUCUUCGUGAUAGGUUGAAUCUCUACUCCACUGUUUUAGUUACACACGUCUCAACAUUUUAUAGCAUUAUGUGAUUGUAUAUGUGAAGGUGUUAUGCUGGUUACUGUGUAAUUGUGUUAUUCAUGUAAAUAUUAUGAUAGAUACUAAAAAUCCCUUAUUUGAUCUUUUAACUAUCAUGGACUUGGGAACCCAUGAAACAUAAAAAUAUGUUUGAUUAUUUGUGAAAAUAAAAGUUUCCUGCAUA